AUGUGGUUUUCAGUUACUACAGCUCAACCAUACACACCGCUAGCGGAAGAGAGCACCACAGUUACCGAAGAAAAAGAGAACACCAAAGAAGAGGCCACCACAGCCGCCCAAGAAGAAACCACAAUGACAGCAAUGACGUCCGAAUGUGAGCAGCCUCGCGGAACAAGGAAAGAGGAGUUCACGCCAAUUUUUGAAGGUCAGCAGGUACCACAAUUGCUCCAGCGUGAUAAAUCAAGAGAUUUAGUAAUGGAAAACUUCAUAGUCUAA
Cylicocyclus nassatus is the source of this 267-nucleotide messenger RNA. The record is from the annotation of a GenBank genome assembly. NCBI's taxonomy places the organism in Eukaryota, Metazoa, Nematoda, Chromadorea, Rhabditida, Strongylidae.